CUUGCCUCCUGCAGUAUUUCCUCAGUCGCUCUCUUAGGCUCCCCAUGGAUGCCGAAGAAACUGGAGACUGGGAAAGGAGCUGAGCGCGAAGCAGCUUGUGGAACAGAGCAGGGCUGCGGUUGGUGCUGCGGAUACCUGCCUGCCAUGCUGCUUUGCUCCCUGCUCCUUCCAGCCUCCUCCGGGCUGAGCCCAUCACGUGCCCUGGGAAGGUGCAAGGUCCAGCGGGGCAGGGAUCGCGGAGCCCAGGGAUGGCAGCCGCCUGCGAAAUGAAGCGCCUGCUCUUCCUCCUGGGCAUCCUGCAGCUCCUUGCUGCCAGUGCUGCUGUGUACAAGCAGUGGAUCCCCAACACCAAUUUCGAAACCUCCUCCAACUGGGAUAAAGGCAGAGUCCCCUGUGCCAGCGAUAAGAUUCACUUCGAGAAGGACAAGGUCGUCUCAGUCUAUGUCAGGUCUYCCCACAUGCUGACGGAUAUGUACCURCCCCUGAAYGGAGAGCUCGUGCUGGCAGCUGGUGCAGGAUUCACCGCUUUCGAUGGCAGCUGGGACCCAGGCUGUGACUCAGGUGGAACAGUGAGGUUCACCGAUGCUGAGCACCACGCAUGGUUUGACCCCACACUGUGGCAGGAUGUCCUUCCCAGCGGGGAGCUCAAGCCCAGCGGGCCCCUCUUUUCCGUGGAUGAGGAGCGCGUCCCGUGCCGCCACGAYGAUGUGGUGUUCCCGCCCGAAACCUCCUUCCGCGUGAACACAGACUCUGCGCAGGCCGUGAUUCACCUCCGCAGCAUUUCUGUCAUGGGCCAGGAGCUGAACACCCCAGAGUCCUGGGCUGGGUACCUGCGGGGCUCCUCUGCCCCGCUGCAGUUCCAUGGCAAUGCCACUCUCCAGGUGACAGGCGCUGGCUGUCCCGACAAGUCUGGCUGUGCCUGCGGGAACGCUGCGGAUGGCCCCCGCAUCUGCGCAGCCCUKCUCGGGGCAGGGAGGCAGUGCCCAGAGCCAGCGUGCCCGAGCCCUUUGCAGCCCCUUGGCCACUGCUGUGGGGUCUGUGGGGCCACCAUUAACCUGGAUUUCACUCCUGAUUUUGACCUGCAGAAGUACCAGGACAGACUGGUCCAAGAUCUGCUGAGCCAGCCCAAGUAUGCUGGUGUGCAGAUGGCCAUGUCCAAGGUGCACAAAGCACAGACCUUCCUGGGCAUCCUUCCCCGAAGCUCCACUCCUCUCAUCCAAAUCGUGCUGGUUGAUGACCGAGYGGGAGUGCAGAUGGGCACCGCCGCAGAGCAGCUGGCAGCAGCCAUCAUGGAGGACAUAGCACAGCACGGUGAAGCUCUUGGCAUUUCAAGUGGCAAAAUGGAGGUGGCCACUGGCAGCAUUUCCAGCGGGCAAGUGGGGAGCUACCCAGCGAGCAGGAUCACAGCAGGGACAGUCAUGGGGCUGCUCUUCAGUCUCUUGCUCCUUGGAGGGAUCCUCUUUCUCUACAGAAGGGGAAAGCUGAGGUUGCCUGUCCUGCGCCCGUCCUGGCCCUGGGAGAGAAUGGAGGAGCCGGCGUCCCCUGCACCAGCCAGUGACAAAGGCUUCAACAACCCCAUGUUCAAUGUGGAGCCUCCAGGUGCUGACCUUGGAGUGGAGGCACUGAAAGACCUGCAGGUGUUCUACCUCAACCCUCUGUAUGACGCCAGCGAGACAGAGACCUGAUGGUGAAGGCUCAUGCUGGGGCAGACACCACUUUCCUGGGGACACCACCACCUCCCCAGCCCUCACAACCCCUCGCAGUUCCUCGCAUCACUCCUGGUGGGAUUUCUGCCCACYUCAAUAAAAGUGUCCGUGCAGUGAAGGAAACCAUAGCAGACCUUCACUGUUGGGACUCAGUCACAUGGGUGUGG
Messenger RNA from Malurus melanocephalus (red-backed fairy wren), 1873 nucleotides. RefSeq names its product amnion associated transmembrane protein (gene AMN). The record is from RefSeq and is a predicted model, not a curated record. NCBI's taxonomy places the organism in Eukaryota, Metazoa, Chordata, Aves, Passeriformes, Maluridae. Gene Ontology annotation, biological process: intracellular protein localization; receptor-mediated endocytosis. Gene Ontology annotation, cellular component: apical plasma membrane; endocytic vesicle. The coding region runs from base 249 to 1685 and encodes 478 amino acids. The transcript has 12 exons.